Messenger RNA from Boeremia exigua, 949 nucleotides. RefSeq lists its product as uncharacterized. The coding region runs from base 296 to 898 and encodes 200 amino acids. The transcript has a single exon. The record is from RefSeq and is a predicted model, not a curated record. NCBI's taxonomy places the organism in Eukaryota, Fungi, Ascomycota, Dothideomycetes, Pleosporales, Didymellaceae.
GUCACCCGAUACUCCAGAAAGUUUUUGAGAAAUCGAUCACAGCAGCGUUAUUGACCUCGUAAAAGAUGAGCUUAGCUGCUUGGGGAUGUUGAUAGAGCGGCAUGUUGCAGUGCAGCCUGUCUGUAGCACAACCUCAUGAGCCAUUCAUAGCAUCAACGCGCACGAACACGAAGGAGGCAGCAUACAAAAGGACCUCUAGCACUCCUACAGUGCCUCAUAACAACAAGAUCUUCAUCUUUGCACCCAGAACACUAUACACUCGUUCCUACCAGACCACCCGCAAAACUCAUUCACCAUGCACUUCUCCACACUCAUCACUGCACUCGCUCUCACCGGCGCCUCAACCGCCUCGCCGCUCUCCACGCGCCAAACCGCCGCGCCCCUUGAGCCCUGGAAAGUCUCGGGCGUGUUCAGCUACAAGCCCUCGUCGCAGCCGGGCCCGGACAAGAACUCGCGCGUCUCGCUGCGCAUCGAGGACCCCAACACGAUCCGCCUGAUGCGCGCCUCGCGCUUCGGUUUCGCGGUGCUCACGCCGCUGACGGCCGACUGCACCAUCACUUGGCCGUAUCCCGAUGGCCAGCCGCCGUUUGGACAGGAGGUGCUGUGUGAGGGGGAUUCGGCGGGUAACUUCAGUGUGGCGCUGGUCCCAGGCAGUGGCGGCGAGACGGUGUUGGAUUUUGGAGUAAAGAUUGUGGAGCGGAGGGAGGUGACGGUGCUGGCGAACAACUACUUUUAUCGCCAGUUUGAGGGUGAGGCGAGCUUCAAGGUCGGUGAAGGUUACGAGGGAAGCUGUGGUGAGGCGGGCGUGUGUGCUGGGCAGUUGGAAGGGGAGGUUGCGGUUGUGCAGGAGCUGACGCAGAGCGUUGGUAGCUGUGAGCAGUACGGCGGUUGCACUUAGUGGUGGCUAAUUCAGCUGUUCGGAGAAGAUAGGUCAGUGGCUGUUAGAGAC